GUAAAUUACACAAGAACGUAGUCAUAGGAGUAAUGUAAAAGUGAAAGCUUUGGAAAAUAUUUUCCGAACGGCAACUCAAAUGGCGACAUCAUUCAAAUUCAAGCCCUUGACGAUUUCGAUCCUUCUACUCUUCCUCUGCAAUGCGAUCGCCUCAAGUGCGUCCGGUUCUUCUUCUACCACGAUGCACACCAACAAUUGGGCUAUUCUUGUCUGUACCUCCCGCUUCUGGUUUAAUUAUCGGCAUAUGGCCAAUACUUUAUCCUUAUACAGAACGGUGAAACGAUUAGGAAUUCCAGAUGAGAGGAUAAUUCUCAUGCUGGCUGAUGAUAUGGCUUGUAAUGCUCGGAACAAGUAUCCUGCCCAGGUCUUCAAUAAUGAAAACCAUCGACUCAACUUGUAUGGAGACAAUGUUGAGGUAGACUACCGAGGUUAUGAGGUGACUGUCGAAAACUUUUUGCGAAUAUUGACUGGCCGUCAUGAAACAGCAGUUCCAAGGUCAAAACGACUACUGAGUGAUGAAGGCAGUCAUAUACUUCUUUAUAUGACUGGGCAUGGUGGGGAUGAGUUUCUAAAAUUUCAAGACUCAGAGGAGCUUCAAAGCCAUGAUUUAGCUGAUGCAGUGAAACAAAUGAAGGAAAAGCGCAGAUUUAAAGAGCUGCUGAUAAUGGUAGAUACUUGCCAGGCAGCCACUCUAUUUUCCCAGCUACAAUCACCUGGUGUUUUGGCUAUUGGAAGUAGCAAGAAAGGAGAGAAUUCAUACUCACAUCACUUGGACUCUGAUGUUGGUGUAUCGGUUGUAGACCGAUUUACAUUUUUUACUCUUGCCUUCUUUGAGAGGUUAAAUAUGUAUGACAAUGCCUCAUUGAGCAGUCUUUUCACUUCGUACAAUCCAAAUACAUUGAUGUCAACUGCAUACUAUCGAACUGAUUUAUACCAACGGCGGUUGGAGGAGGUACCAGUGACCAACUUCUUUGGUUCUGUCAUGGAAACCAUUCACACGGAUUCGCCUUAUCGGGCCUUCUCAAACCGAUACUACAGAAAAUCUAAAACUGAGAUGCCUUCGGAUCAAUCUGGUGGGGGUAACCAAAGAGCAUUAGAAGAUUCAGACGUUCUAGAAGAAUUGGCAGACCCUAAACUAAAUGCUAUACAAGUUGGUUGCCCACUUACACACACUUGGAAUACAAUUCUGGGCCGGAUGGAAAAGAUAACACAAAUAGAUAAUUUUGUUAACUGUGGUGUAGUGUUGAUGUUCCCGAUUGUGGCCCUCUCAUCUUGGUUUUCGCACUGAAGCUAAGAAACACCAUAUACCGACCACCCGUUCAGGGAACAUUUUCUUUGAAUGCCAAAUUGCACCACUUUUUUUUAUCUCAUCUAAGCUUGACAGAGAGGUUCUGCUUGCUUUAUUCAAUGUGUUGAUUGUUGCUCAAAGGUUACAGCAUAGCUUGAUUAAGAAUCUCGGUGGUCUCAUCAAGGAUGCUAUAACCCCAUAAUUAUUCUUGAUAAAUCCUUUUCUUUCUUAUUUUUUCGCACCAUAUUGUACCAUUUCCAAUGUGUGGUAUUUCUGUUAUGUUGCUUCUGCACAUCAUAUACUACCUUUGUAUCACAGACAAGUGCUUCUUGUAUAUAUUGGCCUAUAUGUAUAUUUUUUUUCUCCAGCCCAAAAAAAAAUAAAAAAAAAUUGGUUUCUUGGGUUUUGAGGCUCUUGAA
Salvia splendens (bonfire salvia) is the source of this 1707-nucleotide messenger RNA. Its product is annotated as putative GPI-anchor transamidase. Gene Ontology annotation, cellular component: GPI-anchor transamidase complex. The transcript has 10 exons. The coding region runs from base 80 to 1288 and encodes 402 amino acids. Lineage: Eukaryota; Viridiplantae; Streptophyta; Magnoliopsida; Lamiales; Lamiaceae. Gene Ontology annotation, molecular function: GPI-anchor transamidase activity. The record is from RefSeq and is a predicted model, not a curated record. Gene Ontology annotation, biological process: proteolysis; attachment of GPI anchor to protein.